Molecule: messenger RNA, 3785 nt
Organism: Anopheles stephensi (Asian malaria mosquito)
Lineage: Eukaryota; Metazoa; Arthropoda; Insecta; Diptera; Culicidae
Product: glutamate receptor ionotropic, kainate 2-like
Exons: 9
Coding region: 1020-3671 (883 amino acids)
Biological process (GO): modulation of chemical synaptic transmission; monoatomic ion transport; synaptic transmission, glutamatergic
Cellular component (GO): plasma membrane; postsynaptic membrane
Molecular function (GO): glutamate-gated receptor activity; transmitter-gated monoatomic ion channel activity involved in regulation of postsynaptic membrane potential
Source: RefSeq, a predicted model, not a curated record
CCACUUUCGAAAAAACCAUUUUUGCUCGUGCCGAACCGUUCCCGGUUGGAUUUUUUCUUUCACCACGAAAAACACACGAUUCCUUAACCGCACCGCGUACCUUCCGGAAAUGUCCUAAUUUUUUCACGCCGAAAAAAUCACUGUGAUUCCGAACCGCGUCGCGCACUUUUCAAUUGAACUGGCCACACUGAGCUGGGCCCAUAACCUGUUGAACUAGAAGAGAAACAAAGCGGAAAAAGCGAGUGGACUGUUGCACCCAAAGGAAAAGACGUGUAGACGCUUGUACGCUUGAUGCAGGAAUGAAUCUUUAUUCAAAGUUAAAGUGUGUGUGUGUGUUGUACAAAGUGUAGCCCGACUGGCACUCAUUCCGUGUUGCCUGAUAGGCACUCGUCGCGUCAAACCGAGAAGCUCAACACAUUCCGCCCCAAAAAUAGGUAAAAUAUCGUGCAACGACGCUUGCCACCCAUUGCUCAGACAUCGGUCGUUCAUAAAUCAUUGACGGCCGGGAUGCGAAGUGUGAAUAAAAGAUGGGUCGGAGGAAAUGCGUUUAGUGGAAACAUUUCUAAUAUAGCUCAUCUCUUCUCUUGAGACGGUUAUGAUGAUCGUCGUAUGGUGGAAACAAGAAGCGUGACAAGUAUAAACAACGCUUUUCGUUGUGCCGCAGAAUUAGUGGUACUAUAGUGUAUACAAGUAUUACAAAAUCGACCUUCAAAGAGUGAACAGUACAAUCAGUUUGAACAUUAAGAUUCAUAAUUUUGAGUAAAAAGAGAGGCCUAUUUGAUGGCGCUACGGAAGAUGCCGAGCUUGCAUUCCAGUAUGCCGUAGAAGCUGUCAACAACGAGAAGCUAUCGUACUCAAACUAUCAGUUGGAGGGACAAGCAGUGCAAGUUAAGUACGGUGAUCCAUUCGACGCAUCCAAGAAGCUAUGCCGUCUUCUGAAGACAGGCGUGGCAGGCAUCUUUGGCCCCUCCUCUCCAAAAUCGGCAGUGCACGUGCAGAGUGUUUGCGAUGAGAAGGAAAUGCCCCACAUCGAGACCCGAUGGGACGCAUACACCAAGCUACCGACGCUCAACCUGCACCCGCAUCCCCACAUAAUGGGUCGUGUAUUUUUGGACCUAAUAGUCGCGUUCGAAUGGAAAGACUUUACCAUUCUCUACGAAUCCGGUCCUUGGCUGCCCAGUAUUGCCGAUCUGCUCAAAAUGUACGAUCCCAAGGGAUACACAGUAACAGUGCGGCAGCUUGAUCUACGGCUCAACGGAAACUAUCGGGCCGUGCUGCGGAGAGUUAAGCUGUCCGAGGAUAAGCGCAUCAUUCUGGCGUGUUCGAUCGACUCCAUGCCGGAAGUGCUGAAACAGGCACAGCAGGUGGGUUUGCUGACCGAUCACCAUCAGAUCAUCAUAACUUCGCUCGAUCUGCACACGAUCGAUCUCGAGCCGUACCAGUACAGUGGUACCAACAUAACCGGCGUUCGGCUGAUCGAUCCCGAAGAGGACAAAAUCAAGCAGGUGGCCGAGUUCCUGAAUGCAUCGCAGAUCGCUAAAACUCUCGAACUGCACGACGGUCUAAACCCGGCGAAAAUGCGCGUAGAGACGGCGCUCAUGUACGAUGCGGUGCUGCUGUUUGCCGAAGCGCUCAAGCAUCUGAUCGGUAGCGAUCCUCCGCGACUGCUGGAACCUAUGUCGCUCAAGUGUGAUGAUCCUACAACCUGGAAGAAUGGGUACAGCGUCAUCAACUACAUGAAGAGCUCGACUAUCCACGGACUGACGCGAAGCAUCAAGUUCGAUCAUCAGGGCCAUCGGUCCGACUUUCUGCUGGACAUUAUUGAGCUUGGACCGGCUGGUUUAGAGAAAGUGGGAGUGUGGAACUCGACCGAGGGGCUCAACUUUACGCGCAAGAAAGAGCAAACUAUGCAAGCGCUUGACGACGGAACGCUUCAGAAUCGUACCUUCAUCGUGCUGACUGCUAUUUCACCACCGUACGGUAUGCUAAAGGAUUCGCCCAUUAAACUCUCCGGCAACGAGCGGUUUGAAGGCUUCGGUGUUGAUCUCAUUCACGAGCUUUCGCUUAUGCUCGGUUUUAACUACACCUUCAUACUGCAGGAGGAUGGCGUGUACGGUUCGCUCAAUCGUGAUACGAAAAAGUGGAAUGGCAUGGUCCAGGAACUGCUCGAAUGGCGUGCCGAUCUUGCCAUCACCGAUCUUACGAUCACAUCCGAUCGCGAGAGUGCCGUCGACUUCACCAUGCCCUUCAUGAACCUGGGCAUCUCGAUCCUUUUCCGUAAACCGACCAAAGAACCACCGUCCCUGUUCUCCUUCAUGUCACCGUUUUCGAAGCAGGUGUGGAUGUACCUUGGCGGUGCUUACAUGAUGGUGUCGAUGUCACUGUUCGUGCUCGGACGCAUCUCACCGAAAGAAUGGGACAAUCCGUACCCAUGCAUCGAAGAACCGGAAGAGCUAGAGAACCAAUUCAGUUUCAGUAACUCAAUGUGGUUCACGAUCGGUGCUUUGUUGCAGCAAGGUUCCGAAAUCGCUCCUAAGGCUCCAGCUACACGUGCCGUUGCCUCGAUCUGGUGGUUCUUUACACUCAUCAUGGUUUCGUCGUACACCGCCAAUCUGGCCGCUUUCCUGACUGUCGAGCAGGUUGUAUCUCCCAUCAACAAUGCAGAGGAUCUGGCAGCGGCUGGCGGUACUGUUAAGUACGGUGCUAAGCGUGAUGGCAGUACGAUCAGUUUCUUCAAGGACGCUGAGUAUGGGACGUACGCCAAGAUGUACCAGUACAUGAUGGCCAACCAGGAUCUGCUUACCUCAUCCAAUCCGGAAGGCUUGCAGCGUGUCAAAACGGAAAACUACGCCUUUCUGAUGGAGUCAACCUCGAUCGAGUACAUCGUGGAGCGGGAGUGUGACGUUACGCAGAUCGGCGGUUUGCUCGAUGAUAAGGGUUACGGGAUCGCGAUGCGUAAGAAUUCUCCCUACCGCAGUGCGCUCAGUGAAGCUGUACUGAGACUGCAGGAGCAAGGUGUGCUGACCUCGCUGAAGCGCAAAUGGUGGAAGGAAAAGCGUGGUGGUGGUGCCUGUUCGAACACAAUGGAGGAGGGUGGUGCACUUGCACUGGAGCUGGCCAAUGUUGGUGGUGUUUUUGUCCUGUUGAUCGUCGGCUGUGUCGCGGCGCUGUUUGUCAGCUUCUGCGAGAUGCUUUGUGACGUUCACCGUCGUACACGCGAAUUGAAGCAAAGCACUAGUGAAGACGGUGCCGAGGAGCUUGGCAUGGACAAUGUGGGUGGCGUAUUUUUCGUCCUCUUUGUCGGUUGCUCCUUUGCCAGCUUGUUUGGCUGCUGUGAGCUAUUCUUCGUGAUUGCACACCGAGCUAGGCGGCACAAGGUACCAUUCCGUGAGGAACUAAUGGCCGAGCUGCGUUUUGUUGCCAAGUGUCACGGAAACACUAAACCGGUCAGACAUCGCAAGAGCUCAUCCGCAUCGGCUGAGAAUUCACUCGAAUCGGCCAUGGAAUCGGCUGCACAGUCGGCCGCAUCGAGCAAACAGGACAUAUCGGGAAGUCCGGUCGGUGGUGUGGCCGACGGACGCGACACGGAAUCGGCGAACUGUCAGCGAAAGCAGAAUGGUGGAAAAUCGGCCCUCAAUGGUAGUUCCCGGAAGGUGAAAUCCGACGAUUGAGCUUGAUCCGUAUAAGAUAUGUUUGAAAAAAGUGUGUUAAAUCAAAAGUAUUUUGUUGUUACACGAUGGUUUCAAAUAAACGCGUUAUAAGAGACUCGUGUCCCCAAAGCUCAA